Molecule: messenger RNA, 1496 nt
Organism: Bursaphelenchus okinawaensis
Lineage: Eukaryota; Metazoa; Nematoda; Chromadorea; Rhabditida; Aphelenchoididae
Source: the annotation of a GenBank genome assembly
AUGAAUAGAGUAUUGUUUGCAACUAGAGUCUUGAAGCAAACUAGAUUAGGAUGUAGGACAUUUUCAGCAGAAGCAGCAAAAGUAAGUUUCAAGGGCUAAAACAAUGUUAAAAUACGUUAUUUAUACGUUUUCUAUUUUGAAACUUAAAAAUUUGUAAUAUUAAACAUAGUAUAUUAAUUUUUUAGAUUUAACGGUUAAUAGAUUAUGUUUCAGGCUGAAAAAAGUUUACAAAAACCAUCACAAAACUUUUUGAAGACAACAGAAGCUCAAUCUUACUCAGCCUAUGUUCAGAAGGAGAUAGAGAAGGGAGCAUGGACACCAUUAUGGUUGGUAGCAUUGAAGAAGCGUUUAAAGAUCAAAAACGAGAUCCAAGCUUCUGUGGACAGUGAAUUAAAAGCAGUAAGGUUUUGGAUUAAUGGUUCAUUUGAUUUUUAGUUACUUGACAAAGCAGCGACAUUGUUAUACUACGACUGCGCAAACAAUUAUCCUUAUAUACGGCUGCUAAAUGGUAAUUUUUAUUUUGUGGGUAUAUAGUUUUGCGUACCUUUUUCUUAAAUAGUAUACAACGUGGCAGAUUAAAGAGUAAAUCAUGCUGUUUUAGUUAAUAUAGGUAGUAAUACGGUCUUUUAGAGUUUCAAUUGGAAGAUCGAAUAAGUUCAUGGUACAAGAUUACAUUGUUGCACAUAUGGUAAGAUUCUGAAUUAUUUUUAGGUGUCUUUAUGAACAAUUAUGAUAACUUUAUGGAUUUUAGUAUGUGCUUGUUUAAAAUGCAGUCGAAUCUGGAUGCAGGAGCUUAUAAUCAACUUCGGGAUUCAAUGUUGAAUGCUUUUUGGUUUGACGUCGAUAAAAGAUUGGAAAUUUUGUCGGUAAGUGUUUCUUGUCAGUUGAAAAUCUAUUAAAAAUAGAUGAUCUAUGGCAAUAUUGGCCAAAAAUCAUAACAUAAAGCAUCAUAUUAGAUUUUUGUACUAUUCAAAUUUAUAAAUAUCUUUUUAGGACGAAUACGAUACCAAGUUAAAUUCGAAAAAAGAUAUGGAGAAAAUGCACGGCGUCUACUUGCAAGCAUUGUUUGAGUACGACGAAGGGUUCUUGUCUCCUGAUGUUGUUUUAGCUGGCGCUUUGUGGAGGAAUCUGUUUAUGGCAAUACCUGUAGAACCCGUUCAUUUGAAUAAUGCUGUGAGAUACACAAGAGCUACUGUAAGUUACAAAUUUUUAAAAAUUUUAAAUGAAGCUUGUUAUGAUGUUCAGGAAAGUCGUUAUAGAUUUUUUCUGAUUUUGUGCGUCGUCUUUUAAAAGACGAGGUGAAUUCAUUUUUUUAAACAUAAAAGUAAAAUAUGAGGUGCUUUUCUAAUUUAUUUUUCAAAAUUAUAGGUUUUAAUAUUGAAAUUGUGUACCUGUUAUAAUUUAAGAUUGCCUUCCUCGACUCGAUCGAAGUGAAUGAAAUCAUUGUCUGCGGUGUUAAGAAAUGGGAGCCAGCAGAACAGCUCAGAUUAUCAUAG